This is a messenger RNA of Malurus melanocephalus (red-backed fairy wren), 1666 nucleotides long. It is a transcript of the gene PRPS2, whose product is annotated as phosphoribosyl pyrophosphate synthetase 2. The record is from RefSeq and is a predicted model, not a curated record. Gene Ontology annotation, biological process: 5-phosphoribose 1-diphosphate biosynthetic process; purine nucleotide biosynthetic process; ribonucleoside monophosphate biosynthetic process. Lineage: Eukaryota; Metazoa; Chordata; Aves; Passeriformes; Maluridae. Gene Ontology annotation, cellular component: ribose phosphate diphosphokinase complex; cytoplasm. The coding region runs from base 63 to 1040 and encodes 325 amino acids. Gene Ontology annotation, molecular function: magnesium ion binding; ribose phosphate diphosphokinase activity. The transcript has 8 exons.
GCGCUCCUCCGCCGCUCUCGCCGCAGCCCCGACUCGCCCGCCCGUCCGCGCUCGCCCCCGCCAUGCCCAACAUCGUGCUCUUCAGCGGCAGCUCCCACCACGACCUGUCCCAGCGGGUGGCGGACCGGCUCGGGCUGGAGCUGGGCAAGGUGGUCACCAAGAAGUUCAGCAACCAGGAGACCAGUGUAGAGAUUGGUGAAAGUGUGAGAGGGGAAGAUGUGUAUAUUAUCCAGAGUGGCUGUGGAGAAAUAAAUGACAACUUAAUGGAACUACUCAUCAUGAUCAAUGCGUGCAAGAUCGCGUCAGCCUCCAGAGUGACUGCUGUAAUUCCAUGUUUYCCAUAUGCCAGGCAAGAUAAGAAAGACAAGAAGGGAUCCGUGGAGCGUUGGAGCCGUGCACCAAUCUCUGCAAAGCUUGUUGCCAACAUGCUGUCAGUUGCAGGGGCUGACCACAUCAUCACCAUGGACUUGCACGCUUCUCAGAUCCAGGGUUUCUUUGACAUUCCAGUAGAUAACCUGUAUGCAGAACCUGCAGUCCUGCAGUGGAUCAAAGAGAACAUUCCUGAAUGGAGAAACUGUAUCAUAGUCUCACCUGAUGCAGGUGGUGCAAAAAGGGUUACUUCAAUUGCUGACAGACUGAAUGUGGAAUUUGCUCUCAUUCAUAAGGAAAGAAAGAAGGCAAAUGAAGUGGACAGAAUGGUCUUGGUCGGUGACGUGAAAGACAGAGUAGCAAUACUUGUGGAUGAUAUGGCUGACACAUGUGGCACAAUAUGCCAUGCAGCAGACAAGUUACUGUCUGCUGGAGCAACUAAAGUUUAUGCCAUUCUGACUCAUGGCAUCUUUUCUGGUCCUGCCCUCUCUCGGAUCAAUAAUGCAUCAUUUGAGGCUGUUGUGGUAACCAAUACAAUCCCCCAGGAGGAGAAAAUGAAACAUUGCCCAAGAAUACAGUUUAUUGACAUUUCCAUGAUCCUGGCAGAGGCAAUUCGAAGAACACACAAUGGUGAAUCUGUGUCUUACCUGUUCAGUCACGUCCCCUUGUAACUGCAGGGGAUUGCACUGCAUCUUUGCAAAGGUCUCUUAAGCUAGCACUGUUUUUAACAACGCACAUCAACCAUGAGAAAUUAGUAUCUUUGUACAAUUCGAGAGCUUGUAUGUUUAAUUAUUAUAUUUGUCUUGUAAUUACCAUUUGUUCUGUGUAAAUGGGCAAUAAAUCUCCAUCUUGUGGAAACCUUAUGAAUUCCCUUGAGAGUCUGGAGGUCUUGUGUGUUGUGUAAGUUCAUCCUGUGUGCCUGUUCUCACUUUCUGCUAAACUGCUGCAUCAGAUCCAUUUUUCUAUACAGAAUUAGAAACUGUUCACAGAGCUUAACACGAUGUACACAUCUAAGAUCAUUUUCUGUGUUAAGCUAAAUGAUACAGACUUGAGUUUCUAGUGUCURUUAAUCUGUUGGGCAAACAGCUGGGGUUUUUUGUUUAUGUUUAAAUACCAUGAACAGUAUUUUGUAAGCCCUAACAAUAUGUAAAGGUCAUGUUAAUUUUGAGAAACUGUUGACAUAUACAUAAUAUUAACUGUUUGAUACACUUAAUGUUCAUUUUUUUUYCCCACAAGAUAUUUGGGGCUGCUGUUUUCUUUUGUAAAGCUGUCCUUCUAUUAAAUUGUUYGCUUAACA